GAUGAUCCCCUAUUGUCGUGGCUCAAAUUCAGUAUGUAGAGGUUUAUCAAAAUUGCUCGAUCUUUCUCAAGUUAUCGUUGAACCUGGUUUUUGUAAAUGUCCGAAAUGUUUCGGCAAUUGGACUACUGAAAGACCGUCAAGAUCAACGAUUACUUGUCAGCAUCACGAGUUUCCUGAUCGAAUGAUUCAGUACAAAUUCUGCAGCGAGGUAUUAUCAGAAGUCACAUGUUCUGCCAAGGAGAAAUUAGCUUUAGUCCUGGCAGCUAAUAAGCAGGGAGAAUAUUGGUUACCGUAUUUGAAGGAAUCAAAAUGUUUGUGUCCAAGCUCAUAUUUUAUGACGGGCUGGCGUCAAGAAAAGAUCCAUAAUUUAUGGUUAUAUUCUUUCGGGUGUGAAAGAAGGCACUGUGCCAGAUCGUCCUCCCCCUGUGUUCAAAGAUAUUUGGAUAGGGGUCAUUCCCAUACUGUUGGAUACGAAUUUUUGUGCACAUGCCCGAAUAAUUUCAGAUGUCCCGUUAUACAUACUGAAACGCAAGCUUAUAACGUUGAUGGAGAGGACGAACGUGGUCCUUAUUUACUCGAUCGCUGUAGGCCUAUUAAUCAGAUUGACGAUUAG
Molecule: messenger RNA, 613 nt
Organism: Dimorphilus gyrociliatus
Lineage: Eukaryota; Metazoa; Annelida; Polychaeta; Dinophilidae
Source: the annotation of a GenBank genome assembly